AUGACAAAAAUCUUUCGGAACUCUUUUGGAAUCAUUUCGAAAUCUAGCUUCGGAGUCGACUUCGAAAUCAUGGCAUCCCGCAACUUUUUCGAAAGUAUUUCGAACAACUAUCGAGAGGUCUUCGAAAGAUUUUCGGAAUCCCCUUCGGAGCACAUUGCAAAAUGUACCUGGACCAAGGUCCAGGACGUCGCCCCCUGCGGGCGCGUCUUUCGAAACAUUUCCGAACGAGCUUCGGAAAUGUUUCGAAACGCAGCACCCGUAGUGUACAAAAAGCUUCCGGAAAAGUUCCCUGACCAAGCAUCCGCCGCCGGGCCCAACGGUAAUUUGCCGUCAACCAGUUUUGACGGUCAGCCCACACAAAUUCGACGGUUCGCACUCAGGCAACAAGGACAGCCUCCCAAAGUGAAAAACUGUUAA
Puccinia graminis f. sp. tritici CRL 75-36-700-3 is the source of this 417-nucleotide messenger RNA. RefSeq lists its product as uncharacterized. Lineage: Eukaryota; Fungi; Basidiomycota; Pucciniomycetes; Pucciniales; Pucciniaceae. The transcript has 2 exons. The record is from RefSeq and is a predicted model, not a curated record. The coding region runs from base 1 to 417 and encodes 138 amino acids.